Molecule: messenger RNA, 453 nt
Organism: Verticillium dahliae VdLs.17
Lineage: Eukaryota; Fungi; Ascomycota; Sordariomycetes; Glomerellales; Plectosphaerellaceae
Product: RNA-binding protein 8A
Exons: 2
Coding region: 1-453 (150 amino acids)
Biological process (GO): RNA splicing
Cellular component (GO): nucleus; exon-exon junction complex; cytoplasm
Molecular function (GO): mRNA binding
Source: RefSeq, a predicted model, not a curated record
AUGGCCGACGUCGAGAUGGACAUUGACGAGCAGCCCCAGCAGCAGCAGCAGGAGGGGGAGACGGACACCCAGCAGCAGCAGGCCCACGACGACGGCCAGGCGCCCCCGCGCAAUGAGUCGCAGAUGCAGACGCACGGCCGCGCGACCGCCGUCCGCUCGAUCGAGGGCUGGAUCGUCAUCGUGACCAACGUCCACGAGGAGGCCGACGAGGAGGCCCUGCACGACAUGUUUGGCGAGUACGGCGAGAUCAAGAACCUGCACCUGCCCCUCGACCGGCGGAGCGGCUACGUCAAGGGAAAGAACAGCGACCGCCACGGCGGCGGCGGCAGCGGCGGAGGAGGCGGCGGCAGGGCUCGCGCCCAGAACCGCGGGAGGGGGAGGAGCCGAAGCCGCAGCAGGACACCGGGCGUCGCUGCCGGGGCCGACAAGGCGGCGGACGUCGAUGCCGAGUAA